UAAAAUAUCAUUGGCUGCUUUUAUAAUACGUUUACAUGUAUAUUAAUACAACAACGAUGAAGAAGUCGUUUAUAGCGAUUGUACUGUUGCUUUGGGUACUUGCAAAUGUCUACCUUGUUCUGCACUCAUCAGAUAAUCGCAGUGAAUCAAAGGUUAAAAAUGUGGCGCUACUGAAAGAGUCGUCUCCCAAUGACAAUGAAAAGGACUUGCCCAAACAUUCACUCAAGAAAAGUGAAGAGAAAGCUCAAGAAAUACACAAUCAAAUACACAAUCAAAGACAUUACAGAAUGUCACUAAGACAGGAUUUGGAACAAUGUAGUGUGGGUAUGGGGCUAGACGAUGCUGAUCUACAGGAGGAGAACUUUGAAAAGGCCGUUCAAUUUGCUCUCCAUUUUAUCGAUUUCUACCAAUCAGUGAUUCCAAAAUCGUUUCUAGCAAGUUACAAGAAUCCUUGCUGGUACUCUAACCUGUCUCAAGAUGCAAUAUCCGUGCUAUCUCAGCUUGAUAGCUCUGCUGUGCUUACCCCAAAUUAUCUGAAGGAAUUAACACACCUUGUCUUCAAGAAAACCCACUCUAAGAUCCAACUUAUUUGCCUCCCUUACUUCUUUGUGGCUGGUUUCCCCAAAAGUGCCACAACAACACUCGAUGAAGGACUGAGAAAACACCCCCAAAUUAUUGGCCCAACUAGAAAAGAACCUCACUGGUGGACAAGAGGGGCACACAGUAGGGAAAGCUCCAAAGAUCGUGGAGCCCUUUCAGUCACUCAAUAUUCUCUCUUCUUCCAACCAGUUGCUGAUGCGUUGACAUCUACCUCAGUCUCUAACCUGAUCACUUACGAUGCUAGCCAGUCUACACUGUGGCAUUCACCGUUAACGGGAGGCUUGGACUAUUGUAUACUGCCUGCACUCAUGUCAAGGCUGCUACCCGAUACAAAGUUUGUGGUGAUGAUGAGAAACCCAGUGGACAGGCUCAUAUCUCACUGCAUUUGGAGCUGCAAAUAUCACAAUGGAGAUGACAUCAGACAAUGGCCGCCAGAAGUGCUGGAGAAUGGACCUAAGUUGCUCCACGAUCAGGUCGUGGAAUUAACAAAGUCAUUUGAGAAGUGCACUGAGACAGCUUCAACAUACAAAUGUGCAAGUACGAGAUUUGAAUACGUGUCAGUACGACCAGGUGCAAUAAUCAACCACUCCCUUGGAUUUUCACGCACCCUCAAGAGCAUACCAGUAGCUAAUGAGUGUGGAAAAAUUGGCCAUCGAUUGGAUAUUGGACUCUAUCAUGUACACAUACGAAAAUGGCUCAAGUUUUUCCCAAUGAAGCAGUUUUUAUUUCUAAGAAUGGAGGACUUGAUAAGCGACCCAUUUGAAACCAUGCAAAAGCUGACUGUAUUUCUUGACAUCGACCCAAUUUCAAGAGAUGACACAAAACAGUGGUUCUCAGAAAAAAUAAACAAGCGGACAAAAGAACAAGACUCAAUAUUCAGAAUAAAACCCUCUACUAUUCAACUAUUGAACAGUUUUUAUUCACCCCACAAUGAACAAUUGUCAGAGUUAUUAGGUGAUGACAGCUUUCUUUGGAAUCAUUAACACAGCGUACAUUGUGUAUACAUUUAUCUAUUGAUCAUGAGUUUAUUGCAAGAAUAA
This is a messenger RNA of Halichondria panicea, 1640 nucleotides long. Its product is annotated as carbohydrate sulfotransferase 15-like. The transcript is spliced from 2 exons. Bases 36 to 1583 code for a protein of 515 amino acids. The record is from RefSeq and is a predicted model, not a curated record. Gene Ontology annotation, molecular function: N-acetylgalactosamine 4-sulfate 6-O-sulfotransferase activity. NCBI's taxonomy places the organism in Eukaryota, Metazoa, Porifera, Demospongiae, Suberitida, Halichondriidae. Gene Ontology annotation, biological process: hexose biosynthetic process.